AUGGCCAAAGAGUUGCAUAAGAUGAACCCUAAUCUCUAUAAAGACGAUAAUCACAAACCCGAGAUGGCUCUGGAGCUUAAGCAAGUGCUUGAAGAUGUUCCUGAGAUUGUUGAAGCGGUCGGCAUUGCAUCGGCAAAACAAGUUAUGGAUAUCCACGACCAAGGUGGCGCUGCCAAUGAAAUUAAAUCUGCUCUGCGGUCUUCGCGCACCUUAUUUGAGGAGUCUGAGGGAGAAGAAGAAUUGGUGUUGGAGUUGGAAAAGCAAUACCCCGGGGACAUCGGAGUGUUAUCGGCGUUCUUGUUGAACUACGUGAAACUGAAGGGGGGAAACUUUGUAUGUGCCGCCAAUGAGCCUCACGCGUAUUUGAGUGGGGACUGCAUCCAAGCAUGGCAACCUCGGACAAUGUCGUCCGAGCUGGUCUCACUCCCAAGCAUCGUGAUGUCCAACCCUUUGUUCCAUCCUCACUAUAACCAGGUACACUUCCCAUCUAAUCAGGAUCCCAUUUCUAUUAAGGGGUACCCUGAAAUCCUUUUGGGACUUCCAUUGAGUCCUUACAUAACAAGGUACCUGUCAACACCGUUUUUUCGCCCGAGCGAGGAAAGACCGAUAUCGACUCGGGGGUUUUCUCUUUGA
Molecule: messenger RNA, 633 nt
Organism: Hibiscus syriacus
Lineage: Eukaryota; Viridiplantae; Streptophyta; Magnoliopsida; Malvales; Malvaceae
Product: mannose-6-phosphate isomerase 2-like
Exons: 4
Coding region: 1-633 (210 amino acids)
Biological process (GO): GDP-mannose biosynthetic process
Cellular component (GO): cytosol
Molecular function (GO): mannose-6-phosphate isomerase activity
Source: RefSeq, a predicted model, not a curated record